UUGAGGGGUUGGAGAGGGUAGAGGAGGUGCUGAGGGGAACGGUGGCGCAAAAGGCCUCGGCUUCCCUCAGGCCGGCGGGCGGGGGUUGUGGAGGCUGACGGGGCUUUCGGGAGGAGGGCAAGCGGGAGAGGGCCUGCAGGCCGGGAGGGCGGCGCGGGCUCUCCUCCCUGGCGGAGGCAACGCCGUACUAGGCCUUUCCUCCCGGUACCUGUGUGCUCCUUAUGCCGCUGUGGGUCAGUGAUGCCACAGGUUCGUGCUCUCCCAUCCCAGUCAGGCUGCAGGGUUGCUUUUAGCGAGGUCUUCUUAGCGCUAACCCGGCAUUGCUGAAACGCUGGGGUGAGAGGUACAAUAAGGGGCUAGUGAGGUCGUAUUGGGUCUGCCUAGUCCUGGCUGUAGUGUGUAAAGAUGCUUGCAGGAAAGUGUAUGAGGCAUCUGGCAUGCUUUGGUGUCAAAGUUAAUAGUCAGGGGUUGGGCAGCUUGCAGCAGAGGUUAUUUGCAACCUCUGGAGGGAAAUGACAUUAUUUUAGAUAGGUUUGUAGUAUUUCAGCACUGAGCAGAAGCGUAUUCUUUAUUGAGAGAUGAGCCUACAAAGUCAUUGCAGGUAACUUUGAAGAGAAAUGCCUAACAGUGCUUCUGUUUCUCUUACUGGAUAAAAAUAACUUCAAAGCUGACUUGCAGCAACAGUGGAUAAUAGUGAAGACAUACGGCAUUUUCUGGAAUAUUGAAUGAUCUCAUAAUGAAGAUCUCUCUUCUGCAGCAGAUGUAUAAGGACGUACUGGUAGGCAUUCCACUAGCAAAGAAAAGCCAUCACUAUACCUCUUUACUUAAUCUUUGUGUUGAACAGUCACCAGAAAGAGAUGAAUCAUGUAAUCAGAUGCAUCUUCCAUCUACUAACGGUGGUAUUAGGAGCCAGCAGGACACCGAUAUGUCAGAUGUGGUUGUCCCUACGACAGAUGAUGUAUCAAAUAGCUUUGCAAACAUGAACUCCUCAUUCCAUCCCCGAGAAGUGAUGUUGCUUCAGUUAACCUUAAUCAAGAUGAUGGUUGCUAAAGCAGAGUCCCAGGAAAUUGAAUUCAAUAUGAGACAGAAGUACUGUGAAAUCUUUGUCCUUCUUCUGAAGGAGGCAAAAAUUGACUCAAAAUUGAUUUGUCUGCUGAGUAGUUAUGAUCAGCUGUUAUCUCACAUGGCUUCAAAAAGUUUAGCAUCUCUCGUGUAUUUCCAGCUGAAGGAAGAGAAUGCAUUAAAUGUCAGCUGGCUCACCUUUAGCGUGAAGACUCUUUCAGGAUUCCCUGUGAGUACCCAGGUAGCAGAAUGUCUGUGGACUCUUACUACUAUUAUCAAGGACAUACUGAAAGAGAAAGCUUCACUCAAAGCAGGUAUUUUGAAGAAGUUGUUGGCUCCUCUUGAUGCUGUGCUUGAAGGAUUUUAUAAUUCCAUUCUGUUCCAUCAUUUUGACAGUCACCACUAUACUUCACCUUAUUCUGAAGCUGCAAACAAUUUGAUUGGUUUUAUAGAUCUGCUUGAAGCACUUUUGGCUUCCAGAAUUGAAUUAGAACUACCGCUCGGAUGCCAGAGAGUAUUGUUUUUGAAAGUUUCUUAUGUCCUGAACCUCAUUAGCUCAUCAGUUCACUAUUUAAUCAAGAAGAAGUCUAUUAUGCUCCUUAAAAAAUGUGUUCUUUACAAGUCUAGAGAAGAUGCUAAAAGUGGAUCGCUGUUCUUACAAACCCCAUCUUUAUAUGAGGAUACGCUUGCACUGAGUAAUGCUGUUCUGCAGGUUGUGAAUUUGACUUGGCUUAAUCAUAUCCCACUCAGUGAAAAGGCCAGCUACUUUGGAGGUAGCGAAGCUGCUCCUGGAGAUGAUACUCGAGGUGUUUCUGACCAAACUGUUCUUAGAGCCUUAAGUCUGAUUGUGCUUAAAGCAUUGGAAUUCAAGUUUCAGAACUCUGCUACAGAAGCUGAAAUCAAAGACUUUCAGAGUUCCAUGUCCCAGCUGUUGAUAUUCUGGAGGAGUCAUCUGAAGUCCUUCCCACAGUCUCGCUCAGUUGUACAUCACUGUGAAUGGCUUUCCUUGAUCUUCAUAGAGCAAGAUGAUGAUAUGUGGGAAGCUGCUAAAGCUUUAUUACUCAUUUAUUUACAACUCAAUAGGUUACGGUAUGAUGCUGCUAGUAACUUAAGCCAAAAAGAGGAGGAAAGCUGGAAUUUUCUUACGCAUGCAAGUGGAUAUAAUCCUCACUGUAUCUUUUUAUUUUUUCUAGAAAAAAUUGCAUUUGAUUCCACAGUACUUCUAGAUUUUUUGAUUUCAUCAGAAACUUGCUUUCUGGAGUACUUGGAUCUCCAUGAUUUAAGGAGGGAUAAAAAUGCUACUGCCACAGCUGUCAGCCAUUUAAGAGCAAAGAGGGCAGAAAGAGAAACUGUAAAAUGCUCAGGUCACUGCUGCCCAAGUGUGUUUGGAAGGACUUCCUCACCUUCUGGGUGCUCCAGGAACCUCAUGAUGAAAAUUGAAGCUGAAGGGAGACAGGAAAACAGCCCAACUACUUAAACAGCUGCUAUUAUGAAGAUGGACAUCUCCAAGAUUGCCCAGUGAAUGGCCUGAUUUGCUACAGUGAAAAUAUAGGUUGGAUGUUGGGUGAACAUCCAAUUUAUGGAUAAUAAAACAAGAAUAGGCUGCAGACCUGUGGAAUUUCAUCAACAGUAUUCUAAUUAUUUGGACAAUGUUCAUCAGAGAUGGUCUAAUCCCCUGUGUGCAAGGCAAGACCUGGUACAAAUACAGGGGAUUAUGGAAGAAAUAUCAGAGAACCAACCUUUCUAUGAGUGAGUCUGGUGUCUGUGGGAAGGAUUUCUUCUGAAAUCUGUGCACUCUGGAUCAGACCCCAAAUCCCAGAAUUCCCUGAAAGGUUAAGCAUGUGCUUAUGAGCUUCAUUGAAUAAAGAUGUAUUAACCACUUCAAGACCUGAAAAGGUAGUCGUACAGUAAGGCAUCCAUGUGUGGAAGGAAAACGUAAAUUAGUGACAUUCCAAGAAUCCAGUAAGAAAAUAGGCACUGUUGGGUUUUUCUAGGGUUUAAGUGUUCUGGGUGCGUAUUCAGUCAUAACCCAUCUCACCGUAAUCCAACCGUUAGUCCUCUUUCCGCUGUGUUAUAAUAGAAUGGCCUAUUUUCAUUCCAGUUACAGUUUGUGAUAGUUUGCAAUGCACAGUCUAGUUUAAAAAUACAGAUACAUUAGGAAGCAGAACUGUGUAAUGAGUCUCUCCCCUGGUCUUCUAGGGCAGUUUGUCUGCAAGCUUUUCUGUCUGACCUAAAAUGUCACGUUUCAAAGCCCUGCUUCAUUAUCAUGGCGCCUGCUAGCUGCAGUUAAGGGUCUGUUAGCAGCCCCACUAUAAAUCCCUACUUCCAGGAGUUUGUAAUUCAGCAGUAAAAAAAGUGCUCUAGGCUGAAACUGGCCAUAUAAAAUCUCAGUGCAGGAACAAUCAUGAUUUCUCCCUCCUUUAUUUUUGCAUUUGCUUAUACACACACACAACUCAUUCAGUGGGUUUUUACUGUCCCCUUUCGGCAUUUAAAAAGAUUAAAUGGCUGGGUUAUUAAUAUUUCAAUACUGACUACUGUGCUUGGCCAGUAAAUUGACUCACAGUGUCUGUUAACCCAGCUCUGCUUGAUGAAUACAAGACACCGUUUCCCAAACCUGCAGCAAGGCCUCAGCUUAGUGGAAACAGCCCUAUGUGUGGGUUGCAGUGAUUGUUCGUUUAGCUGUUUAAUUAAAGUGGGCUUCAAAGCCAGCCGUGCUUGAAUCUUGAAAGCUGACGUGCGUGCACUAAGCAUGAUGUCCAAAUCCAGCACGGGGGGGAAGCUCUGUCUGGCUGCAAGUAAAACUAAAGUCAUGUGGCCCCUGCUUGAAUAUGGAGGAACAUGAAACAGCCUGAACUACUGUCUGUCUUUGUCUUGAUUUGAUCUUAGCACUUGAUCCUAUAUACAUAUAUCGCUGUGAGAUAGUCUGAUGGGACAUCUAACGCUACGAGGAGACUUAGUUGAAAUUCUCCCAGCUCAACCGUUUCCCCAUCGAAACUGUGGUUCAGUGAAAUCAAUUAUUUCCUCAUAUUUUUUUCUGGUUUACAGGAAAUUUUAGUCUGGAAAAGUUAUUUA
Molecule: messenger RNA, 4134 nt
Organism: Grus americana (Whooping crane)
Lineage: Eukaryota; Metazoa; Chordata; Aves; Gruiformes; Gruidae
Gene: LINS1
Product: lines homolog 1
Exons: 8
Coding region: 737-2539 (600 amino acids)
Source: RefSeq, a predicted model, not a curated record